AUGGACAAUGCGCUUAAUGCUCGACUUGGGAGAUUGGUAGAAAAGGCGGAAGCGAUCACUUCAGAAAUAAAAGAUUUUUUAAAAGUGCACAAGGUAACAAAUCCAUUGCCAAGAGCCACCAACAUUUUAUUCUUUCCACCAGUACAAGAACCAACUUCCAGUGUUUAUUCAGAGGAGGAGGAAGAUGAACUAGCUGCUUAUCUUGCAACAACUUUUGGAGAAAUUAGAAGUCUUGCUGGACACGACCCAGCUUCAUUAAUUAGGGACACGGUCCAGUUUGUCGUAAAUCAUAAAACUACAAAACCAAACACGGGUAUGGUGAUAAAUGUGGAGUCAUCUGUAGAUGAUGUGUAUGAAUGGCUUAUAAAGAAGGGUGUUUCCCAGGAGAUUAGCCAGAUUUUUAGAGACAAUGAAAUAGAUGGUUUCAGUUUGCUCUUUCUCAAAGACGAAGACAUUUUUAGGAUGCUGCCAGGAAAAGUUGGUCCUGCACGAAAAAUUAUAAUGUACAUUGAGAAAGAACAAGUCUUGUCCACUGAUCCAGAAGUUCGAAAAGAUCCAGAAGUUCAAAAGGAGAAAACUAUGGAGAAAACUGAUUCCAAUAAGGCAGAUCAGGAAGCAAUCGCACCAGAAUCUAAUAAGAUGACAACAGACACAGUUGAGAAAAACAGUGAGGCAGAAUUCUCAAAUGCCACAGUCCAGGGAUCCAGCAGCAAAACUGAGGAUGUUUACAGUCAGGAUCAGAAUUAUGCUGAUCCAUCUACAUUUAUCCCUGCUUAUUCUCCCAUGAUAAAAGAUCUAUUGAUAAAGGAGGAGAUCUUCAAAGAAUGGGACAAGUUUAUAGAAGAAACAGCAUAUUUCAUUCUGUCAAGACCCGCCAAAUUUGAGAGCAGAGGGCUGUACGCUGACUUUGGUAGAAUCAUGUACCAAAACUAUCCUUGCAUUGGACAUCAAGCAUAUGGUGAACCAUGGGGAUACUUCAACAAAAAAUUGUCGCAGAAAAUCAGAAACAUCCGUUGGAAAUGGAAUGCAAGAGGGAAGACAAACACCUCAGUUAAGAAGAAAAAGAUAGAGCCAGAGAUCAAAAUGAUAGAAAAAUCAAUGAGUCUCACAGAUGCAGGGAAAAUCUUUAGAAUAGAGAUGGAAAAACCUCAAAAAGAAAUAGACCGGGCUUUGGUGUUAAAGGCUCUAAGGGGAUCCUUUAAAGAAAGAAGAAUGUUUAUUACAAAAAAACAUGAUGGGAACCUUAAAGAACUGCUCAAAAAGCUUCCAGUUCUUGGAAAAGCAGAAUAUGUAGAGAAAGAGUUUUUCCUCAUGAAGCCAAACGUCAAGAAAGAGGACAUCGCAGAUAACUGGACUGAAACCUUAUCACAUUUGGAUAGGACCUUCAAGUCUGAGCAUGAAUUGGAGGAAGAAGACGUUAGUGUUCCUGAUGCCGCUGAAGAACUUCAACUCUUGAAGCAGUUAGAACAGAAAGUUUCGUUCUUUCACAAGGGGAAAUCUGGAAAAAAUCCCCUUAUGAUGAUCAUUAAGCCUGCUGAAAUGAAGACAAUCCCAAAUAAGUCAGACGACCCACCGCGGCUUAUAUUUGUUCAAGGAAGUACCGGGACAGGGGUGUGUAAUGCGUUCAUAAUAGGUGGAGGGGUACAAAUGGAGGUACCUUCAGACAUUAAAGAUGCCUUUACCUACCUACUCUACACUUAUUACGUUUGGGAUCUCGCGUAUCCAAAGAAUUAUCAGAUUCUUGGAUUUUUGCAAGUUUACAUCCUUAAAGACAGGGAAAACAAAUUUGCCAUGAGCCAGAAUUAUUUAAAGUUCACAAAAUUAUUCGAUGACUCCAAGAAGUAAAUGUUUGAUAUUGUAAAACAUUGACAUUGGUGAAACGUUUGAUGUUGGAAAGUAGAAAAAAUAAGGUUAACAAUUUUUGUAUUGUUUGAUGUUGUAAAGUAGAAAACAUUGGACUAAGGUUAACAAUUUUUGUAUUGUUUGAUGUUGUAAAGUAGAAAACAUUAGCAUAAAAUUGUUAACCUAGUCCAAUGUUUUCUACUUUACAACAUCAAACAAUACAAAACAUUGGACUAAGGUUAACAAUUUUAUGCUAUGUAUGAAGCAUUUUUAUAGAAAUGAUUAUUUAUGACUUAUUUGAGGAUCUAAACAAAACCAGUAUUUGUUUGGUGUUAGAUU
Molecule: messenger RNA, 2181 nt
Organism: Saccostrea cuccullata (small rock oyster)
Lineage: Eukaryota; Metazoa; Mollusca; Bivalvia; Ostreida; Ostreidae
Exons: 10
Coding region: 1-1845 (614 amino acids)
Molecular function (GO): protein binding
Source: RefSeq, a predicted model, not a curated record